Messenger RNA from Momordica charantia (bitter melon), 1056 nucleotides. Its product is annotated as eukaryotic translation initiation factor 5A-2. Gene Ontology annotation, biological process: positive regulation of translational elongation; positive regulation of translational termination. Lineage: Eukaryota; Viridiplantae; Streptophyta; Magnoliopsida; Cucurbitales; Cucurbitaceae. Gene Ontology annotation, molecular function: RNA binding; ribosome binding; translation elongation factor activity. The record is from RefSeq and is a predicted model, not a curated record.
AGAGAAAACAAAACAAAACACCAUGCAUGGAAAAAGCAGUUAGAAACGGCGAUGGGAAUGCGUGAGGGGGCUAAUCCAACGGCCACGAUUUCAUCUCUCCCAAUUCGGAACCUGUGCCUCUGAAAAGUCUGGAAUAUUAUAGCCGAGGCGACGACUUCGUCGUCUUCAGAAACCAAGCAUAGAGAACUGCGCCUGAGACAGAGUGAAUCGAAGAGCAACAAAACGACGUAGCAGCGAUGUCCGACGAGGAGCACCACUUCGACUCCAAGGCCGACGCCGGAGCGUCCAAGACUUUCCCUCAGCAAGCCGGAACCAUUCGCAAGAAUGGCUACAUCGUAAUCAAGAACAGGCCCUGCAAGGUUGUUGAAGUUUCCACUUCAAAAACUGGAAAGCAUGGACAUGCAAAGUGUCACUUUGUGGCCAUCGACAUAUUCAAUGGGAAGAAACUUGAAGAUAUCGUUCCUUCUUCUCACAACUGUGAUGUUCCCCAUGUUAAUCGUACUGACUAUCAGCUGAUCGAUAUAUCUGAGGAUGGUUUUGUCAGUCUCCUUACUGAAAAUGGAAACACUAAGGAUGAUUUGAAGCUUCCCACCGAUGAUAAUCUGCUGACGCAGCUUAAAGAUGGGUUUGCUGAAGGAAAAGAUCUCGUCCUAACUGUCAUGUCUGCAAUGGGAGAAGAGCAGAUCUGUGCUCUCAAGGACAUCGGUCCUAAAAACUAAACACAAAGCUACGGCUACAUCAGAUAUCUCGGAAUCCCCCAAACCAAAAACCGUCCGGUAGUUCUAUCAAGUAUGUCUAUAUGUAAUAAAACCAUAUUAUCAGCAGUGUGCUGAAAAUAUUACAGGAAACGUCAGACGAAACUUCUGAUCCUUGCACACUGCUAAAGGAUUUGGAUACAUAUUUCACCCUUAUUCUAUAUAGUACAAUACUUAAAAAGUCUGUGUAACCCCCCUCUCGUUUUCUCAGCCAUGACGUAUAUCAUUCUAACCCUUUUGAAUUUGCCUAAGAUCCCGGAUUUUUCUUAUACAGGUAGUAAAAACAGGAAGAUAAACAGUU